Bactrocera latifrons is the source of this 6648-nucleotide messenger RNA. RefSeq lists its product as uncharacterized. The coding region runs from base 244 to 5421 and encodes 1725 amino acids. The transcript is spliced from 9 exons. The record is from RefSeq and is a predicted model, not a curated record. NCBI's taxonomy places the organism in Eukaryota, Metazoa, Arthropoda, Insecta, Diptera, Tephritidae.
AGGUAAAAACAGCGUAAAUUAUGCCACGUGAGAGKAGCUGAAGUCGAUUAUUUCUUGGAACGGAGUACCGUUAGUGAAUAUUGUGGCUAAMUUCAAACCGAAAAACAGUUAUAUAUAUCCCUCUAUAUAUAUAUAUAUAAAUAACAACAAGUCGCAGGCCAACGCCUUAAUAUUAUAACAGUAAAAUAAAGAUAUUUGUCAACGCGAAAAGCGAUUUUCAUAGAAUAGCGAUUUGUUGCAGUCAUGCUGAAUCCCAAUCACACGGGCGCAACGCGACGACCUUUCUCGCGGAAUGCGCCAUCACGCAAUCAUCGCUGCCGGCUGCUCUUCUCCCCGCACAAUCAAUCGUCGCAUCACUUAUUGCAACAGCAGCAGCAGCAGCAGCAGCAGCAGCAGUUACAAACACAUGCACACACACAUGCGCACGGGCAAGCUCGUAGCGGCGGAAAUGGCAACGGCAACGCCGCCAGCAGCAGCAGUACUAGUUCCUCGACCGGACAUGGUGGACCGUGGUACAAUAAUAAUAACAAGGAUGGCAAUAUUGACAACUGGAAUACACUCGGCGAUGCUCAAACAAGUAAUAAUAAGAGUGGAAGUUGUCCUAAUAAUUGCCAAGGAAAUUACUGUAAUCACCACAACCACCACCACCAACACAAAAACCACCAUCUCCAUCUCAGUCAGAAACUUCACAACCAUAAUAACCAUAAUAUUAACAACGAGCAUAGCUCUCACCAAUCUUGUCAUAAUCAGCUUAGUCAUAGCCAUAUUAGUAGCAAUUCGAAAAGUUGUUCUAGUCAUCAUCAUCACUAUAAACACAAUAGUACAAAUGAAAUCCACCAAAAUUWUCGUACAACAAACAAUCACUGUCAAUAUCAAGUGCAAGUUCCUAAAACCCAACAGUCUAGCUACAAUGCCAUUUCCUCUAGCUCUAUAAUUGUUACCGCACCGAACUCUAGUUCUACAUCUGCUUCCAACUCGGACCCAGCAUUUGUCACUACAACACCGGCAUUAUGUUCGCCAGUUGCCGCCAACUCCACCACCAACAAUUUGCUGCACUACCCCAAUCAUAAUCCCAAGCCACCSCCCUAUACCCGAUUUAGCGAACUUUUGAAUAAUAUUGCGAUAUCAACACGCUCGUCCUCAACAAUUUUUGAAGCUACACCGUUGACUUGUAAUAUAAAUGAUUACACAAAGCUAUCAAAUAUGACAUCACACAGCCCUCUAACACCGCUCCAGUUUUCCCAACCAUAUAGCGCAACAACAGCUACUCCUACCGUUUCCAUAACCAAUUCCCCUGCUUCAAARAAUAAUUGUCAAGAACUGCAUUCCAAUUCUAAAAAUAUGAAAAUUUCAAAUACAAAACCGAACACACACAUACAACCGCAACAAAGUCAAAGUCAUAGACAUAUACAUCGAAACCGUACACCACUGUCACUGAAUCAUGUUGAUCAUGGUCAUAGUCAUUACUCAAGUACAGUUGCAUUACAUACAUUGAAUAGUAAUUGUGAGAAUGUUAGUAGCAAUCAUCAUCAACAUCAUCGUGAACAUAAUCAAAGUAAAAAUCAUUAUCACAAGUCGUGCAAAAUCCCGAUACACCAACAUCACCACCACAACCAAAAUAUACCGACUAACCACCAAUCCCAAGUCCCGCUAACAAAUACAAAUCUAAUUGCCACAAACACUACAAAGUCUACAACAACAACUGAAAAUAGUAAUUGUACUGAUGAUGUGAAUGUAACUUCUUGUACUGACAUAAUUUCUCAACCUGAAUCAACAACAACGUAUCCACCAAUAACUGCAACRCGCCAACAAAUGAUGCCACAACAUSUCAAUAACAAACAACAACAAAAACACUGGCGACAACCACAACGCCAACACCAACAACAACAACAACAAAAUUUACCUUUAAAAACGGCAACAUCGUCAACAAUGGCCACAAUGGCUACAACAACGGCAACAACAACAACCACAUCGGUCUCAUUUUCACCACGACAAUCUCUACCAUGUCCACCAUCACGGCAUCAAUGCGCGGCGAGUACAUCUUUAAUGUCUACCCGUUGUUUGACGWCAACCACAACAACAACAACAACGCCACCAACUACAAUUCCAUCUAAACGUUUAAUAUUUAAUGAAAAAUAUAAAAAUCGCAAAAAUAAAAAAAUAAUCGUGUUAAAAACGAAUGUACCUGCUGUCACAAUGACGACAACAACACCAAACGCCACUACGAUCUCACCAACAACGACCAUGUCAACAAUAACGGUAACUGCAACACAUUCCACGUUAAYUUCGACACCGUCGUCACUCAUACAAAAACCACGCAACUCCGAUUUCAUACGAAACCCGCCCAUUUCCGAUUUCAUUUCCACGCUUUCUAAUUGUACUCCUUCCACCUGCAAAUCGAYGCGCACUUCCUCUCUUCUGCCUAUUUUCUCCAACGAUCCCUCUUCUACAACAACAACGGCGUUGUCUGCGAUCUCCUUGGAAACGCCGUACGCUGUUGACUUUGAAUCUUCCAAUGCCAUGUCGUCGGCGUCUGUUAACAAAAUAAUUGCAUAUAAYGGCAACAAUAACAAAAACAACAAUAAUAUUUAUAAACACAAUGAAAAUGAACCGAACGUUAAUAAUGAAACCUAUUCAAAAUGCUCAAACGAUCACGAUGUGUCUUGUGUUGAUCAUAAUGGUGGCAACAGUAGCAGCAGCAACAACAACAACAUUAGCAGCAGCAACAACAACUAUCACCAGCAAUUCAGCAAUAUGAGUAUGGGUCAGCAAGCGCAUUUGCGGCAUAUGCGCUUUAGCAAUAAUGGGCGUGGCAUGGAUAGUGGUAGUAAUCAUGGUGAAUUUAAUAUGAAUGGCAACAACAGUUAUCGGCGUGGCGGUGGAAACCUAAGUAACAAUAAUAGUGGGAAUAUUAACGCGAUGAGUCAUCGUCACAAUAAUGAGUAUUAUGGCAACAAUCAUCACAACUAUCAACACCAUCAGUAUAAUGAGCAUAGUCGGCGACACAAUAACAUUAACAACAACAACAAUAGCAAUAGCAGUAAUGCAUCUAACUCAGGAUUAUUUGAUAGAAAUCAUAAUAAUAGCAAUAAUAACAAUAACAAUAACAAUGUCAAUGUCAAUCUGCAUGGGAAUAGCGGCAGCGGCAACAACAGUGUGCAUUUUGAUGGCCCUAAUAGCAACAAUCAUUCCCGAAGUGCUGACUUUCACGCUGACAACCGCACCGAACGUGGUAGCUUAGCCGACGUUAGUAGUGGUAAUGGUCCUGGCGGUCAGUUUGGCUACACCACGGGCAGAAAUARUAAUAAUUAUGGACGGAAUGGACACCAAAAUACCGGUUCUGGUAAUUACAGUUACCAUCACUACCAUCACUACGGCAAUAAUGGGCCAUCAACAUCAGCAUUAGCAGGCGUUGGCGGCAAUGUCUCCAACCUUUUAGAUGGACCAAGUGGUUCUAGUGGCAUUAUGGGUUCCACUUCGUCACUAAGCAGUGGCGCUCAUGGGCUGAAAUCGGACAGUCCAUCGCGCAAGAGACGGCGCAUAUCCGGACGCAUGCCUAGCCAGUCACCACCAGCUAUAUGGGAGCAACGACGCUCGCCACGAAAUCAAGUGCAACAGGGUAGUCCUCCGAUACGCCGUCCCCGUCUGCAUGACACUGGGUCAUCUCAUCAUAAUCGCAGCCAUCAUGGCAGUAACAAUAGUAUUUCUGGCAAUAGUAUCAACAAUAGUAAUGCCAACAACAUUAGUGGAAAUCAUUUGCAAAACUAUCACCAGCCGCAACAUUCAAUACAACCCACGCCAUAUUACCUCCGACAGCACAUGCCACCACCACCCGCUCUACAACAACAACAACAGCAACAGCAGCAACAACCAGCACCAGUACCCCCAACGCUACACCAAACACAAUCUUUAACACAAGCACAGCCACAAAUUCAACAGCGUUCACCAUGGGACCACUCACUAUCUGCUGCUGCAGUCCUACCAAGCGCGAAUGCAGCACCUGCRGCCGUGAACGCUUAUAUGCAGCAAACUCCACCUCCACCACAAUCGCCUGGCCAUCAUCAUCAAACAUCGUUGGUGGGCGCUCCACCGCCACCACCACCGUUGAUGCUGGACAUCAAUCAGGUGCCUGUCAGUCUCCCCUUGCGCCAUGCCGAACCUAUUUGGGCCUCAAUCUGCACUUAUCCAGCACCACCGCCUCAAGCUAGAAUAGCACCAUGUCAUCUGCAUGGUAUUUACACACAACCGUUCACAGCUCAAGCAUGCAAUACACAUCCCAGUGCUCAAUUCACACAAGGCCCACCUGGAUUUGCUGCAACCACCGGCGCUCCAAUACAAAUGCCUCAGCCGCAACAGGUGCAGGUUAGUGCAGCUGCUGCUGCACAGCAACAACACACGCAACAAGCUGCCGCCCUUAUGGCAGCCGCUUCUGUCGCCGCCGCUAACUAUCAACAUGCUCAAUUUACCCAACAACAACGUACUGAGGCAGCAGCAGUGGCAGCCGCUGCAGUAGCGGGUCUUUCGCUUGAACAAGCCGGCGUCCAUCAUUUGGAAGCACAUCAAGGACAUCAAGCCGCUAUAUCCACGCCUCCGGCACAUCACAAUCAAUUGCAAGCCACACCAAUUCAUAUAACCUCCAUGUCAGCAGUUGCGGCUGCAGCAGCACAUCACCUGCGUACGACUGCGUCAGCAGCGGUACAAAUGUCGGCGGCACCACAGCCGAUUUUGCUCUCRGCAGAGAGACGUGUUUUUCCACCACAUCGUCGUAUUACCCGUUUCUGGCCCUCAAAUCAUGCGCAUGGACCACACCGGCAUAUGCUUUCACCACAGACUUUGGGCCCACACCAAGCGACUCCUGUACAAAUUCAGACAACAACUGGCAUCAUAAAUCCAGGCUUCUUACUUAAUUUCCUUGCCAUGUUCCCGCUCUCCCCUUAUAAUCAACAUGAACUGAACUCACCAGAUUCCAACGAGACAGAAAACUACGAAGCUUUGUUAAGUUUGGCAGAGCGCUUGGGUGAGGCUAAGCCUCGUGGGUUGGCGCGAAAUGAAAUCGAYCAAUUGCCGAACUAUAAGUAUAAUCCAGAUACACACAGUGGUGAUCAAACGUCUUGCGUUGUUUGCAUGUGUGACUUUGAGUUGAGGCAAGUGCUCCGUGUGCUACCUUGUUCACACGAAUUCCAUGCAAAAUGUGUGGACAAAUGGCUAAGGUCAAAUCGAACCUGCCCGAUUUGUCGGGGUAAUGCUUCCGACUACUUCGAGAAUUCAGAACAACAGCAACAGCAGCCGCAACCACAGACUCAACAAACUCAGUCUCAAAUCCAAACACAACCUUCAACGCAACAACAAACUCAAUCACCAACAAGUACAACGCAAGCUGCGUCCGGGCAACAGCAGACACAAGCAACACAAGCACAUUAAAUGUAACGAAAUAAUGUGUAUGGGAAGGAAUAAUAGAAUAUGCAAAAUAAAAAUACAUAUGUACCAAAUAUUGUAAUGUAACGGUAAAUGAUUUUACUAKAAACCUAAAAUCAUACAAGUCAGGCACUCUUCUAACGUCCACGUCCAAUAGAUGUAUUUGUACUUCUUUGUGUUUCCAAUGAAACCACCUUUAAGCUAGAAAUUUAUUACAAUCUAAGUGAAAAAUAUAAGAUAACUAAAAGUAGCGACAUACACACGCCAUUCAAAUUGAUAACUCCUAAAGGCACAUACAUACACAUAUGUUAUUAAUAAAUUGUUAUUCAGAUUAACAAGUGUAAGAAAAUCRCACACACAAAAGCAAGUUUUGAACUAAAUGCAAUAAGAUAAGUUGAUUAAUAUAUAUUCUAUAUAAUGGAAUGCAACUAGACAUUUACAUACAUACGUACAUAGAUAUAUUACAUAUUUCUUCGGGCAUUGGCUGUAUUGCUAAUUGUUUUUUUUUUUUUUGUAUAUAAAACACAUUUCUCUAGUAUUUGAGUUGUGUAGUUGUACAUGUCUGUUGGUGUAAUAACUUUCGUAAACGAUUUGUAAACAUCUACUUGUGGCUAAUUAUAUGGCAAAGAAAAUAAAUAAAACAAAAUUCAAUUUCUAUGGCGAAUUGUUGCUUUAUUUGCGCAGAAGUUAUGCUGAAGUAGUAGACUAAUAAGCAAAAAACUUAGCACUUUUCGAACGAAUUUACUUAAUAACUUUUUUAUGAACAACUAACUUCCCAAAAACAAUUGCAAAASACGUGAUACAUUUGUGACGAAAUCAAAUUUGGAGCAGCAACCUUUUUUCGGUUUACUCACAACUAAUAAUUUCACAAAAAUGCAUAUACAAUUCGUGCUUGCAAUACUAGUAUAGCUUUACAAUAUUUGAUAAUAAAAACCAACUGUGGUUUUAUAUGUGUGUGUGKCUAAGUAAUGCUGUUAGAUUUAAGUUAAACACAAGCGCAGUGUAAUGAUUUUUCAUAAACAGACACACCAACCAGCUCCAGGUCCUUUAGUCGUAUAUAACAAACAUACAUACAUAUGUAUGUAUAUGCACCAAUUGUAGACCGUACUAUUUUUUAUACGUCUAUCUAUGUUUAAAAAAUUUAAAAAAAAAGUGUUAAUUGCCUUCAAACUACAACGAAUAUGUAACGUUUUCACGUAGCUAUUUAAUUAUAAAAUAUCGACCAAAAACAAA